Molecule: messenger RNA, 978 nt
Organism: Lachancea lanzarotensis
Lineage: Eukaryota; Fungi; Ascomycota; Saccharomycetes; Saccharomycetales; Saccharomycetaceae
Gene: ARG3
Product: LALA0S10e03840g1_1
Exons: 1
Coding region: 1-978 (325 amino acids)
Biological process (GO): L-citrulline biosynthetic process
Cellular component (GO): mitochondrion
Molecular function (GO): amino acid binding; ornithine carbamoyltransferase activity
Source: RefSeq, a predicted model, not a curated record
AUGCGCCACCUCGUCUCCAUCAAAGAUCUAUCAAACGAGGAGUUUUCUGUACUGGUUGACAGAGCAGAACACUACAAAAAGGUUGUUAAAGCUGGAAAUUUGACUGAGAACCAAAAAAACCAUGUAAAAUUGAUUGGCAAGACUGUUGCAUUGGUGUUCUCUAAAAGAUCCACCAGAACAAGAAUCUCAACUGAAGGUGCUGCUGCAUUCUUCGGGGCCCAGCCCAUGUUUCUUGGUAAAGAUGACAUCCAGCUGGGUGUCAACGAGAGCUUUCACGAUACCACCAAAGUCAUAUCGUCCAUGGUGUCAUGCAUAUUCGCGCGUGUUAACAAACAUUCUGAAAUUCAACAGCUGGUAGAGCACUCGCAGGUUCCCAUUAUUAACUCGCUUUGCGACAAGUUUCACCCUCUGCAGGCAGUAUGUGACGUUCUAACCAUCAAGGAGCAUCUUGACUACACCAAGAACAAACUGAAGAUUGCCUGGAUCGGUGAUGCCAACAACGUUAUCAACGACAUGGCCAUAGCAUGUCUAAAGAUGGGUAUGGACGUUGCCAUUUCCACGCCGCCCGGCAUUGAAAUGGACCCUGAGAUCAUAAAUGCUGGCCUAGAAAUUUCCAAAGGUAAUGGUACGAAACUCGAAUGCACACACAACUCUAAAGAGGCUGCCACGAACGCAGACGUUCUGGUUACCGACACUUUCAUAUCAAUGGGUGAAGAAUUCGCAAAGGUGGCCAAACUAAAACAGUUCAGAGGUUUCCAAGUUAACUCAGAGCUAUCUUCCCUUGCGAAGCCCAAUUAUAAAUUCAUGCACUGCCUCCCAAGACACCAUGAAGAAGUUACGGACGAUAUCUUUUAUGGCGAUCACUCUAUCGUGUUCGAGGAAGCAGAAAAUAGACUGUAUGCUGCCAUGGCGGUGAUGGACGUCUUCGUAAUCAAUAAGGGCGAUUUUAGCGCUGGACCUGAUUCAGUUCUGAAUUGA